GUGGCCACGGUCCCAAUGUAGUGCCAACAUGGUAAACCGGGAAAUCGAAACUUAACUUCGUUGGAGCUGUUUGACAGGGUGUAGUAGCCUAGUCUACGUUUCAUGAUUCACAGCUUCUCUGCUCUUUAUGAAGUCCGCUCUGCUCUGCGAAUCCAGUGUUAAAAUAACGACUGAACUUUGAAGAAUGCAUCAGCAAUCUUACCACAGUCCGAGACUACCAUUUACUGGUGCAAUCAAGGGUGGUCUUCGUGAAGGAAAGACCAUCACUGUCACUGGAAGAGUGCUUCCCGGUGCGGAAAGAUUUCAGGUGGACUUUAUGUGCGGCUCAGACAGAGCCCUCCACUUCAACCCACGAUAUGGCAGAUCAAGUUACAUUGUGUGUAACACCUUGCAAGGAUCGAACUGGGGUAGUGAGGAACGCAAAACACCAUCACCAAUUGCCCUCGGGGCUAACUUCACCCUGAUAUUCUUGGUCAACCACGACUCCUAUUCGAUUGUUGUGAACGGUGCCCAUUUCAUGGAGUACAAGCACCGCAUCUCUGCCACCAGGGUCCAAAGCAUCUUCAUUGAUGGAGGAGUGGAGAUAUAUUCAAUUGCCUUCCAGAAUCCUGCAGGUCCUACUUGUCAGAGUCCUUUUCAGAGUCCCUCUAAUCCUGCUCAGUAUACAGUGUUUCAAGUCACUCAAAGUCAUCCAAAGUCUCAGAGCCGCAGGGGAAGAAAUAAACCACACUUCUUCCAAGAAGCUGCUGCUGUUGCCCAUGCAGCCUCCUUCCAAAUGGCUCCACCACCAUACAGCCCUCCCCAGGCUUACACUGUACCAUACAAGACUGUUAUUCAAGGCGGAUUAUAUCCUGGUAAAAACAUCACCAUUCAGGGUGUCCCAAACCAACAAGCUGACAGGUUCUGCAUCAACCUGCAGUUUAACUCGGGCAUAGCCCUCCACUUCAACCCCAGGUUCAAAGAAAACACAGUGGUGCGCAAUAGUCACCUGAAUAAUAAGUGGGGACCUGAGGAGAGGUCCGGGGGGAUGCCUUUCCACUGCGGACAGCCAUUCACGGUGAUGUUUGUGUGCGACACCCAGUGUUACAGGAUAAUUGUCAAUGGCAUCCAGAUGUUCACCUACAACCACCGGCACUUCAGCCACGAGCAGACGGACAUUGUGGAGAUCUCUGGGGACGUGAGCUUGUCCUCUGUGCAAGUUUGAUGUCUAUGCUGAACCGCAGCAUCUUCAAAAUGUUUGUGUUGUGUUGAGUCCCACACAUAAUUAGCAGCAAUUGUAAUUACAGUUUCUUCUCACAUAGCCUAGUUCUGCUAGGGCAUAUAUGAUGGAAAUAAAUGUGAAUGACAAUUGA
This is a messenger RNA of Alosa sapidissima (American shad), 1352 nucleotides long. RefSeq names its product galectin-9-like. The transcript has 10 exons. The record is from RefSeq and is a predicted model, not a curated record. Gene Ontology annotation, biological process: negative regulation of type II interferon production; negative regulation of CD4-positive, alpha-beta T cell proliferation; positive regulation of gene expression. Bases 185 to 1204 code for a protein of 339 amino acids. Lineage: Eukaryota; Metazoa; Chordata; Actinopteri; Clupeiformes; Clupeidae. Gene Ontology annotation, molecular function: carbohydrate binding; galactoside binding. Gene Ontology annotation, cellular component: cytosol; nucleus.